GUUCUGUUACUGUAUAACAGGUUUGUUGUUACCUUCGCAAACAAGAUUUAAUUUAGCAGUGUCGGGAAAGAAGUUAGAAUAAUAUGGUAGAAAUGAAAGUGCAUCCACUAGCCGUCACUGGAAAGGCCGAUCUCGCAGAUGCAGUCGCGAAAAGCAAGGUCCUUGUUGUUGGAGCUGGAGGGAUUGGCUGUGAACUUCUGAAGAAUCUCGUCUUAUCGGGUUUUCGGGACAUAGUUGUGGUGGACCUGGAUACAAUCGAUGUCAGCAAUCUGAACCGUCAAUUCUUGUUUCAAAAACAGCACGUGUCUCAGUCAAAAGCGAAAGUCGCUCGAGAGUCAGCACUUGCAUUUGAUCCUGAUGCAACAAUCGAAAGUGUUCAUGGCAGCAUAAUGAGUCCCGAAUUCGGCGUGACUUACUUCAAGCAAUUCACGCUGGUUAUGAAUGCAUUGGAUAAUAACGCUGCCCGGACCCAUGUGAAUCGCUUGUGCUUGUCUGCUGAAAUUCCACUCAUCGAGAGCGGCACUGCUGGUUAUUUUGGGCAAGUCAAGGUGAUCAAGAAGGGGCUGUUCGAGUGCUUCGAGUGUCAACCACCGUCUCGCACCAAGACUUUUCCCAAUUGCACAAUCCGUAAUACGCCUUCAGAGCCUAUCCAUUGCAUCGUGUGGGCGAAACAUCUUUUCAGCCAGUUAUUUGGCGAGGAGGAUGACGAAAAUGAAGUUUCUCCUGAUAUGGAUGAUCCCGAACUUGGCGGAAGUGCGGGUGAGCGAGCGUUAAAUAACAACGGAGCUGAAAAUACUACCUCAGGCCCACGUGUUUCUACUAAGGCUUGGGCGAAAGAGAUUGGAUAUGACCCGAAGAAACUUUUCAUGAAGUUCUUCCACUCAGAUAUUCAGUAUCUUCUUUCAAUGAAAAAGCUUUGGGAGAAGCGUCGUCCGCCGACUCCCCUCGACUGCGAAAAGCUUGAUGAGGAGGCCGGAUGUAGCACAGAUUCAUCGUCCGAUAAGCUGGAAGAUCUCAAGAUGUGGUCUCUACAAGACUGUUUCAUUCACUUCAGCGAGGCAGUUGGGAUUCUGAAGGUGAGAGCAGAAAAAGAUGAUCUGACUUGGGACAAGGAUGACUGCCCUAGCUUGGACUUCGUCACUGCUUGCUCAAAUAUUCGAGCCGCAGUGUUCGGCAUUCCUCGAAAGACGCGUUUCGACGUCAAGUCCAUGGCGGGAAACAUCAUUCCAGCGAUAGCCACCACGAAUGCCAUCGUGGCUGGUGGAAUGGUAGUGGAAGCUUUCAAAAUUCUGCGGAACAAAAUUGAAGAUUGCAAACUGGAGUCGCUGCACAUGAUUGCUCCGGAUGUUCAAGUCAACAAUGGAGUCAUUUUGAUUUCUUCUGAAGAAGGAGAAAUCGAUACGACGAACAGAACUCUUGCAGAUUUUCAAAUCCGGGACGGCACAGAGCUGAGCUGCGAUGAUUUCUUGCAAGACUACUCGCUUGUUGUUUGCAUAUUGGACGUAGAGGAACCGCUUGAAAAUGGUGAAGAGUUCCAGGUCAUCGGCAAGGACGCGCUAGCUACCUUCGAGGAAAGCCGGAAGACGGAUUUGGCUGAUGGGAAGGCUGAAUUGGUCGUCAGUACCAGUGAAGCCAUUGAAAUUGACGAGGAAGAGCUAACGUAUGCGGGAGAAAAGAUCUAUGGCAUGGACGAUGACGACGACGCUGACGCCAUCAAAGAAGUACCGUUGGAUGUCUCGGAGACGAAGAAACGCGGACUCUCGCAAGAUGGCAUCAUUGAUGAGCCUGUUGCAAAGAAGGUGAAAGUUGCAAGUCAAAUAAAAUCUCGCAGAAGGUCGCCAUGUCGAAAUUGUGAAAUGUGUAAUUAUAAUGAUCCUUCUUUAGAAUACGAGCUUGCAGCAGCUGCACUAGAUGCCUUUGCGGAUGAAGAUUACGGCGUAGCUAUUGAACAACUUACGCUAAUAUUACUCGAAGGAACAGAAUUGCGACCAAAUUUACUGCUGAAGCGAGCGGAGUGCUUUUACAAGAUCGAAAGAUACGUCGAGGCGUUGAAUGACGUGAAUUAUCUUCUGGAAGAGUUACCAGACCAUACACGCGCCCUACAUUUCAAAGCUCGGGUCUUGCUGUCCUGUCAUCAAAUCAAGGAAGCUCGAGAUAUAUUUGUCGAACUGAGCCAGCGAAAGGAAGUUUUGGAUUCCGAUUUGAAAGUUUUUGAGUAUAUUCGACUUAGUGAAGAAAAACUAGCUCGCAUUGAAAGUCAGAAACUCCGGCUUCUUGCGGUCGAAGAAGAGGCUUUGCGCAAAAAAACGGAAUCUGAGGAGGUUGAAAAAAUGGCUGCUUCUACUGCCUCUGCAGCUGAAGCCGUGAAAGCACCUUCUAAAAUCCGCCACGAAUGGUAUCAGACUGACGCGACUGUGAUUGUCAGUGUUCUUGCUAAAGGGCUGACCAAAGACUUGGUCAACGUUGACGCAACCACGCAUACUCUUGUUUUAGAGCUGAAGUAUCCCGAUGAGACGAAACGCGUGGAAAUCGAUCUUCUGCACCCAAUCAAAAGCGUGGAGACAUCUUUCAAAGUUACUCCUUCAAAGGUUGAGGUUACUUUGAAAAAGACAGAAGGUGUUCGCUGGGAUAAAUUGGAAGCUAAUCCUGCAGAUGUUCAACAAAGGCUAGCCGACGUUCGCCCAAGUUAUCCGACUUCUGCCAAGUGCCAUCAUAAUUGGGAUGCUUUGGAACAAGAAGUGAAAAAGGAAGAAGCUGAAGAAAAAUUGGAAGGAGACGCAGCUUUGCAGAAAGUUUUUGCCGACAUUUACGCCGGAGCAAGCGAUGAGGCUAAGAGAGCUAUGAAUAAAUCUUAUGUCGAAUCUGGCGGAACGGUGCUCAGCACCAAUUGGAAUGACAUAAAAGAGAAGAAGACCGACGUGAAGCCUCCCGAUGGCAUGGAGUUCAAAAAGUGGUGAUCUUGAAAGCAAUGUCGUUCAUAUGCUCAUUUAUAUUCCCUCCAACUGGAAGGUCGAAUCUUGCGUGUUUCUGCUUUUUAGUUCAGUUUUCAUCGGUCUGCGGUAGAGGUUGUCAAAAGCCGUAACUAAUUUCGAGUGAAAUUCUGUUUUCCUUUCAUGUGACUUCCGCGUAAUGGCCAUGAAACCUUUUCAGAAA
Messenger RNA from Notodromas monacha, 3153 nucleotides. The record is from the annotation of a GenBank genome assembly. Lineage: Eukaryota; Metazoa; Arthropoda; Ostracoda; Podocopida; Cyprididae.